AUGUCUGAUAACCAUAGUCAUAAAUCGCAUAAGCGGCAAAAAUCGUCGACACUGAAUAUAAACUACUAUUUCCCACCUCCGGGGCAGGAUCCAGACAUCUAUCUGCAUCUGAAUGUGCAUUCCUCACCAACACAUCCUAUAAACUUACCUACACAACAACAACAACAACAGCAUCAUGUACAGCAUCAACCCUCAUCCCCUGACCACUAUCAUCAGGAUACACAGCAACAGCAACAACAACAACAGCAUCUUCCACAACAUCAGCAUCUGCAUAGCCUUCAUAGUUCAAUUCACACGCCCAUUCAGGACCCUUACCAAGCAGUAGGUGGUGGAAGUGUUUCUCAUGCUGCGUACUCAUUUCCAGGGGGACAAGAUUCUCAUUUGACCGGAGGUUCAGGUCAAGGUUCAGGCUCCGGAACAGUGGCUGCACUGGGACCUGGUUCUGGUGGAACUGUUCCAGUUCCACCAGGAGAACCGCUGUCAGUGCAAUCGUCUCCUUCGUUCAACCAGUUCCCUCAACAAUUCGUGUAUCCAUCAGUUGAUUCACAGUACUCAAUGCAUCCUCCUCCGAUGAACGCCACUUCUGGCGGUACCCAAUCCGCCCCAACGGGCCAUUCAGAUUCGUUCCAGUCAUUCAAUUUCCCCAGGCCCUCACAGGAAUUCUUUUAUCCAACAUCGCCCGUAGCUACAAGAGUCCUGCCUGCAAAGCAAAGAAUCCAACACAGUAAGAAUAAUUUGUCUAUCUCAUCGCAUUUCAAUCUAUUUAAUUUAAAGGAAGAGUAUGACCCUAGUGUAAGACAGAUGCAACAACUGCAGCAGCAACUGCCUCAGCAUAAGGGACCGGUACCAACUACACAACUGCAAACAUCUCAGCUUUCAUCUAAUAGGCUCUUACCUUUGAGUAGUGGAUUGCCUUCUCACUCUCAAUCAUUGAGUCAUCAGACCCCUAGCCAUCUGCAUAGCGGGAGUGUGGGUACUACAGGAGAGUUGUUACCACCGGCUCCACUUUAUCCUACAAUGCCUUCGUAUACGGUUCCUCUCACAACCGAAACAAAAUCUGAUAUAAUACAUUCCUUGUUGAUUCAAUUACCUAUGAUCGAUGGACAAAACAUUAAUUCUUAUUUACUUGACGUUAUUCACAAGAUUUCCAAUCAAUUGCCUUUGGAUGAAUUUUAUAACAUCCUAUAUAACUCAGACGAAGACUCUCAUUCCGCAGAACAACAACAACAAAUACAGAAUAUGGGUAAAAUUGACAAUACCGUUUUUGACUCUCCCUCAAUAGCGGCAAAUUCAAGUGAAACGGUUUCUCUGGUACUUGGAGUCUUCAAGAACCCAAUGACGUUGACAAACUAUAUAUCAACUAUCGACACAUCUCUGAUUAAGUUAACUUCUGUUAAUUAUCACGAAUUAUUAAGAACAUUCUUGGCUAUUAAGAUACUAUCUGACAUAUUGAUUCAACUCCCUGGAACAACAGUGGAAUUAGAACACACUAUACCUAGGUUGUCUAUAUACAAGACCUACUAUAUAGUAUGUCAGAAAUUAAUUAAUAGCUAUCCGUCAUCAUCCAAUACUGUCAGUGAACAGCAAAAGAUCAUCUUGGGUCAAUCAAAGUUGGGAAAAUUAAUUAAAAUGGUGUACCCAAAUUUGAGAAUUAAAAGACUUGGAAGUAGAGGAGAGUCUAAAUAUAAUUAUUUGGGAGUCGUCUGGAACGAAAAUAUUGUUCAUCCUGAUAUCAAUGCAUUAUGUGAAAAUAAUGAGUUGAGUGACUUGAAUACAUACUUCAUGCUGAGGAAAAUGAGAUCUUCUAAACUGGGGAAAAGAAAGGCAUCAGGGCAACUACAAAAUCCCGGACCACCUGAAAUGGUCCCUGGAAUAGGAAUUGGGAUCGAUAUUGGUGAUCCAUCGAUUGAGCAACUUCAUCACUCUACUAUGGAGGGAGGUCAAAAUGCACUUGUUAGUACUGCUGGUGGAAUUGGUAGAUCCAAAUCUAAGUCAAAAAGACAGCCUCAUACUUCAACUGCAGGGGCUGGCUCGUCAUCUUCAAACAGGAAGGAUGAAAGCUAUGCAUUUGCUCCUCAGCUUUCCUUUACAAACCCUUUCUUGAAAUUUCCUACUUUUGAAGACUUUUCAUUAGCUCCAGAUUUGAAUCAGGAGAGUUGGUUUGAUAGCAUUAGCAAGGAGCAAGCGUUAUCUAUAGAUAAUUUGUUUGUUAGCAGAGAAAACAUAUCUAUUCUUGAUAUAAUUCAAGGUAUAUUUAUUGAUAACUUAAUUGAUGUUGAGGGAAAUUCUGCCAAUGAAAAUAAUGCUGAAUCGCCACUACUCAAUUCAUUUAUGGAGAAAGUUGUUCAUCCGUAUGCGGCAGCUGCUAUGACAAAUCCAGAACCCUUCAAGAAUGUUGAUUUGAGAAUUUACUUAAUAACUAUCAUUAAACUACUUCCCUAUCUACUUCUCCUUUCAAAGGAUCCAGUCAAAAGUUUUAAUAAUCACGGUAGUUUCUUGCAGACGUUAAGAUCAAAUUUAAUCCAAUUCGUAAACAACUUUUCCGACAGCAUAUUUGGAUUAGAGAGUGUGUUCCCACAUACCAAUGCUACGAUAUUUUGCAUAAUUUUGAAAAAAUUAAUUAAUGUUAAUGACUUGUUAAUUACCUUCAUUAAAUUAAUAAUGAAAGAAGAGGGAUUUACAAGUACGAGAAAUAGCAUGAAAUCUGAUAUUCAAAAUUAUUUGAUUUCUCCUUCACCCUCAUUAUCCUUCGAAAAUAAUGAAAUUAGGUUCAAUUUCAAAGAAGAUAUUGUUCAGAAUGAUUUGAUAUUCAGUUUAAUGGGUUAUAAUUAUAAUCCAACUACUAAUGUUGACGAAGGAAUUCACCAAGUAGAACAGCAGCCACACCACAUACAACUGCAUCAGCAAGAACAGCACCAACAACAGGGUAGAAUGCAAGAUCCUAGCUUUUCCGGAGGCAUGAGUCGCAGUACUAGCAUGAACAUUCCAUUUACAUCAACAAACAUGGAGAAGCCAAGCUCGGUCGUAUCUAUGAAAUUUGUUCGUGAGGAAGCGACGUUGAUCGAACAAUUCUUCAAAGUUGACCUUGUGAGGUUCUUAAGCUUUAAGUUUGAAGCUGAUGACGAAGCUGACUUGAUUGGUAAUGAUCCUAAUUGGAUAAACUUAUUGACAAGUCAGGAAUACAGUGCAUUAACCGCCCUUAUUAAAUUAAUGCACGAAAGCUUGCUAUCUACUCAUUUCAAAUCGAGGUAUCCAAUUUUAGUCUAUCAUAAUUUUAUUAGUUGCAUCUUAAAUGAUUUACUCAAGCACAUAUAUUCCAAGCAACAAAUUCAACUGCAAGUACAACUGCAGAGCAGUUUUGGGAAUUGGUGGGUAUUUAAUUCCUUUGUUGAAGAGUAUGUUGGAUUAAUGGGAGAAAUUGUUGGUUUAUUCCAGACAAUUUAA
Messenger RNA from Dujonia railenensis, 3444 nucleotides. The record is from the annotation of a GenBank genome assembly. NCBI's taxonomy places the organism in Eukaryota, Fungi, Ascomycota, Pichiomycetes, Serinales, Debaryomycetaceae.